CCUCGUGCCCCAUCUCGUCCCUUCGCUCUUCUUGGAACACCGUCUAGUCUUGUGCACGAGGGCCUUACACAGUUUGAACAACAAUGGGCUUCGGAGAUUUGAAAUCACCUGCAGGCCUUAAGGUCCUGAAUGCGUUUUUGUCAGACAAGAGCUACAUUGAGGGGUACGUGCCGUCUCAAGCGGACGUGGCCGUGUUUGACGCCAUCUCGUCUCCCCCCUCCACAGAGCUGUGCCACGCGCUGCGCUGGUACAACCACAUCAAGUCCUACCAGCGGGAGAAGACCAGCCUCCCCGGGGUGAAGAGGCCCCUGGCCCAGUACGGCCCCUCUGGGGUCGAGGACCAGACCGCCGCAGAAGCUAAGGAUGAUGACGACGACCUCGACCUGUUUGGCUCCGAUGAGGAGGAGGACGAGGAGGCCAUCAGGAUGAAGGAGGAACGCGUGGCAGCCUACAACGCCAAGAAGUCCAAGAAGCCGACUCUCAUUGCCAAGUCGUCGAUUCUGUUGGAUGUGAAGCCCUGGGACGAUGAGACAGACAUGGCCAAGCUGGAGGAGUGUGUUCGCAGCAUCGAGAUGGACGGCUUGCUCUGGGGGCAGUCCAAGCUGGUGCCGGUGGGGUACGGGAUCAAGAAGUUACAGAUCUCCUGCGUGGUGGAGGAUGACAAGGUGGGCACUGACAGCCUGGAGGAGCUCAUCACCGCCUUCGAGGACUACGUGCAGUCUAUGGACGUGGCCGCCUUCAACAAGAUUUAGACACGCAAUAAAGCACUUCACAUUGA
Molecule: messenger RNA, 778 nt
Organism: Osmerus eperlanus (European smelt)
Lineage: Eukaryota; Metazoa; Chordata; Actinopteri; Osmeriformes; Osmeridae
Gene: eef1b2
Product: eukaryotic translation elongation factor 1 beta 2
Exons: 6
Coding region: 84-752 (222 amino acids)
Biological process (GO): translational elongation
Cellular component (GO): cytosol; eukaryotic translation elongation factor 1 complex
Molecular function (GO): translation elongation factor activity; guanyl-nucleotide exchange factor activity
Source: RefSeq, a predicted model, not a curated record